Molecule: messenger RNA, 4879 nt
Organism: Ornithorhynchus anatinus (platypus)
Lineage: Eukaryota; Metazoa; Chordata; Mammalia; Monotremata; Ornithorhynchidae
Gene: CDKL1
Product: cyclin dependent kinase like 1
Exons: 9
Coding region: 367-1425 (352 amino acids)
Biological process (GO): protein phosphorylation
Cellular component (GO): nucleus
Molecular function (GO): ATP binding; cyclin-dependent protein serine/threonine kinase activity
Source: RefSeq, a predicted model, not a curated record
UGGAUUUCCCCUCCCAACCCACUGCCACCACCGCAUCAGGGCAGGCCGGAGGAGCUGGAAGGUUAUUUAAGGCGGCUAAACCCAUCGGGGAUCUUCUUGCAUCCGGUUUCCUUUUCCCCCAGAGACGUCAGUCUUAAGGAACAUGAGUUCAUUACUGAUUCCCUAACUGGCUUCACCAUUCUGGCUUGGGUCCCGAACAAAGAAGGCAUUGUUGGGUGAAGCCAGGCUGGGUUUGCUUCUGCAAGACGGUGACUUUCAUCAGCAGUAUUUUAUAAGGUUUGUGUUGUCUUGUUUUUGAUUUUGGAAGGGUCACCUCCCCUUUCAAACGAGUCUGAAGGCCAGGUUUCCUAAGGCUCGUACCUGGAGAUGGAGAAAUACGAGAAAAUUGGAAAAAUUGGGGAAGGAUCCUACGGAGUGGUUUUCAAAUGCCGAAACCGAGACACCGGCCAGAUAGUGGCUAUAAAAAGGUUUAUGGAGUCAGAAGAUGACCCGGUCAUAAAGAAAAUUGCCCUUCGAGAGAUUCGCAUGCUCAAGCAACUCAAGCAUCCAAACCUGGUCAACCUUCUUGAAGUCUUCAGGAGAAAACGGAAACUUCACUUGGUGUUCGAGUACUGUGACCACACGGUUCUCCACGAGCUGGACAGGUUCCAAAGAGGAGUCCCGGAGCAGCUAGUGAAGAGCAUAACCUGGCAAACACUCCAGGCUGUCAACUUCUGCCAUAAACACAGCUGCAUACACAGAGAUGUGAAGCCUGAAAACAUCCUCAUCACAAAGCACUCGGUCAUUAAGCUUUGUGACUUCGGAUUUGCUCGGCUUUUGACCGGCCCCAGUGACUACUACACAGACUACGUGGCCACCCGGUGGUAUCGCUCCCCGGAGCUGCUGGUGGGGGACACUCAGUACGGCCCCCCCGUGGACGUCUGGGCAGUCGGCUGUGUCUUUGCGGAACUGCUGUCGGGGUCUCCCUUGUGGCCGGGGAAAUCGGACGUGGAUCAGCUGUACCUGAUCAGGAAAACCCUGGGAGACCUCAUUCCCAGGCACCAGCAAGUGUUUAGCACGAACCAGUUCUUCAGCGGGGUGAGGAUUCCAGACCCAGAGAAUACGGAGCCCCUGGAAUCGAAAUUCCCAAACAUUUCCUCUCCUGCUCUGGGGCUGAUGAAGGGCUGCCUCCACAUGGACCCUGCCGCACGACUGACGUGUGAGCAGCUGCUGCAGCUCCCGUACUUCAACAGCCUCCGGGACACGGAAGACCUGGCCAGGGAACAGGAGAGACCCUCCCGGAGACCCCCGAGGCUGAGUCGGAAGCACCUCCCGGCGUUACAGUACCUGCCUCAGUUGACCAGUAGUAGCGUCUUGCCCACUUUGGAGAACAAGAAAUACUACUGCAACACAAGGAAGCUUAACUAUCGCUUUCCCAACAUUUAAGAAGCUGAUGGAUCUCUGGUUAAAGAGGGACAUAACUCUAAACUACUGACUUCUAAAUCUUGCAGAGUGGGAGAUACGUAGCAAGCUGAGUUGGCAAGAAAUGAAAGCAUUAUCCAGGUCCAGAGCAGCCUGCAUUCUAAGCACAAAGAGAAGUCUAAUGUUUGGGCCCUGACGGUAGAAAUAACGAAGAGUUUCUAGGCAACACUGCUUAGGCAGGAAAUACAAUGAUCCCCUGCUCUUUGGUCUUGGUGGCAAGAUCUGAUGCACAUCAGAUGUGCAGCCAGUUCCAAAGUCUGUCUCCAAGUGGACAUGUGUGGCUCCUUGGGAGCUCUGAUGCCCCGACUCCCCCCUCUUCCCUUAUUGUAUGAUAUUUCAUUGUCACAGUGGAAGGUUUCUCAUUGCAUUUCAGUGUCUUUUAAAAUCUCUUUCCUGUUGCUGUGGUUCUGCCCUUUAACCCAGUCUUAUGGGAAUUUAUGCUGUUCUUUAACUUUGCUGUCUUGGCAGGGCUAAAAACAGCUCACUGUUACUUUAAGUGCUGUACAGAAUAUACUCAGAUUUGCUUCAGAACUCAUAGAGUGGAUGGAUAGAGGAGGAGGAGGAGGAGGAAGAGGACCUUUUGCUCUUCUCCGUUACAGUGUUUUGUCCUGAUCUUGUUUCUCUUAUCUCUCCCAGGUGCUGACUUAGCAUUGAAAUGGGACAGGCUAUACACUACAGUAGUCCGUUCAAUUAGUCAGGGUCAAUAUAAAGUAAUGCUUCAUGGUUUUGUGGGCAGGGAAUGUGUUAUGUUAUACUCUCCCAAGUGCUUAGUACAGUGCUCUGCACACAAUAAGCACUCAAUAAAUACAAUUGAUUGAUUGACUUAACCUUAUAAUCAAAGCUUCAGAGGAAAGAUCCUUGAGUUCACACUCAAAAGGUAUUUCCCAUCUACAAUAAGUAGUACUGUGAAAGGUCAGGGGGCUCAGCACAAUUCAUGAUCAGUCUUACGAUAUUCUGUUCAAAACAAAACAAUUACGGAAUUCCUUACUGUAGAGGAGAUUCUUCCAGGGGGAUAUUCAUGGGUAUUUAAAGAAUGUGAAUGGCAACUCUACCAUUGACGUGAUCAUCAUUAGAAUAAAUUCUUCGAAGAAUGGGGAGGCUGAUAUCGACGACAAGCCUCAAAGUUGAGGGUCUGCAACAGGACUGACGUCAGGAAACGAGAAUGAGACUGAUGUGUAAAAACCAGUUCACCACACUGCAUUAUGGGAGUCGGGUGAUGCAGUGGGUUCUGGAAAACCAGGGGUAAAAGACAUAAUUCAGGAACUUUGACAGGACAGUCCAAGACUUAUGUGCAGUGACUCCCAAGAAUGGUGAUGACUGAGCUUAAAAAAAGCAAAAAUUCACUUGGGUGGAAUACUGAACCAAAUAUGAGGAAUCCCAUUGUACAGUAUCACAGGCAUUAAGACAUGGGUUCACCAUUUUGAUCCCUAAAUGAAAUGACAGUCAGUGGCAUGGCAGCAUUGAAGGGCUCAAGCAAAUAAGUUCGACUGCAGUCUUCUACAGAUAAAGUGAUGGCAGCUUUUUCGGAGAGGAGUGGCGGGGGCUGGUCAGGGACUUUUUGACAAGGGGUGCUAUUAAGAUUAAGUAACUGAGAAGCACUAAAGAACUCAUGCUGACCAAAACCUGAAUGAGGUGCUCCUGCAUGAUAACCCCUCUCUCAGAACAUCACAUCGCUUAUCACUCAGCUCUGGCACUUUGGGAUUACCAUCCCUUUGACUUGCUAAAUGGUGGAUCAGACAGGCAAUAUAUGGAGGUUCAUCAUGCUGUGAACACGGAGGCUUUGAAUGUCUAUCGAGUUGACAGUUGAUAGAAUGGGAGUAGAAGAAUAGCUUUCCAUUUUUCACGAAUGUUUGCAUAUUCCAUAAGCUUUUCAUCUGAAUGAUAUUCAAUAGGAGGCACUGCUUCUGUAUCAUCCCUUCUGUCCGAGCAUACAGGGAGAGGUCACUGUAAUAAUAAUCGUAUUUUUUAAGCAUUUACUCUGUGCCAAACAUUAGGAUAAACAAACGCUAUGAGAUCAAUUAGCCAUAUUUAUGGAGUCCCAAUUGUGUGCAAAGCACUGAACUAAGCAGUUUGGGAGAGUACAGUACAACAGAGUUGGUAGACAUGUUCCCUGCUGGCUACAGUCCUUGGAUCAAAUGGGGUUCACUUUCUUAUCCCCAUUUUACAGAUGAGGGAACUGGGGCACAGAGAGGUUAAGUGAAUAGGCUAUAUUACCUCAUGAAAUGAAUGUAUUAGAGCCCCAAGGUACUACUUCAAAGUUAUUACUUUGAAGCAUGAUUUUUUUUAUUUCUAUUGGCAAAAUGCAAAUUAAAAAAUAAAAUCUAACAACUCAGAUAAUCCAGAUAAUCUAAUCUAGCAGCAUGAUUUGCUAUCUUUUCGACAUUGAUUCCUAAAAGAAAAUGGGCUCAUAUGCAUUAUUUACACUUAGUUUGUCCUCUUUUUUUGCAGAAAUAAAAAUGCUUACUUUAAUCUAUUUAGAAAAUAUUUCCCUUUCACAGGGUCAAGAAAUAAAAUGCAUAUAGUUUGUAAAAUCUGCAAGGAAAUUAUCGGGUAGUGAAGGUAAAAGCAGUACCAACCCGCUGAGUAGCAAAAAGGAAACAAUAAUUCAGGAUAUCUGUUUUAUCGGUGGCCUUUCUGGUGUAUACUGUCUCUCUAGAGUCUUGAAAAGGAAGUGAUAGUCAGUGUUAGCACCUGAGGGCCCCAAAGAAAGUAAAAGCUGUGGUCAGUGGAAAUCUACUCAAAAUGGAAACGUGGAGCCCGAAGUCUUUUGCAGCAAAGCAAGUUGUGGGUUCCUGGGAGCAAAGUUGUGGGUUCCUAGAAAUGACAAACCUCUCCUAAGUUUAGCCAUCACAGUACAGACAAGGAAGUAAGUAGAUUGAGUGACAGACAAGUGUCUGACAGGAUCAGUACACUUAUUUAAUAAUUUACAGUACUUUAGACUGUUAAGCUCAUUGUGGGCAGGAGACGUGUCUACCAACUCUGUAUUGUACUCCCCCAAGUGCUUAGCACAGUGCUCUGUGUACAAUAAGUGCUCAGUAAAUACUACUGGUGAUGAUUUUCUGAAUGUGCAUAUUGGCUUGACCCAGACAAAUAUGUGUCAAGUAUAUUAUAGGCUGGUAUUGGGGCUAGGGAAUAAGGCAUUUUCCAGAGAAGUCAAUGGAUGGUUUUUCCUUAUUUAUAUUAGUCCUGGAUGAAUAGGACUGUUGUGUACAAUGUUGGAGCUUUUGCACCCAAGACACCAGUAUGUCUCCAACAAGCAAAACAACCAAUAAAAAGAAACAGGCUGGCACUAUAAAUGUAAAAGGAGUUGAAAAUAAAUCCAAGACAUUUCCUGAUGUGUUACAAAAUAAAUGCUACAGAUCUUAUCAUGUACAUGCCUAUCCAUUGACAUACAUGCAAUAAAGCAUGUCUUCUUGAA